Messenger RNA from Marasmius oreades (fairy-ring Marasmius), 2655 nucleotides. RefSeq lists its product as uncharacterized. Gene Ontology annotation, biological process: transcription by RNA polymerase III. Gene Ontology annotation, molecular function: protein binding. The transcript has 12 exons. The record is from RefSeq and is a predicted model, not a curated record. Gene Ontology annotation, cellular component: transcription factor TFIIIC complex. Bases 1 to 2655 code for a protein of 884 amino acids. NCBI's taxonomy places the organism in Eukaryota, Fungi, Basidiomycota, Agaricomycetes, Agaricales, Marasmiaceae.
AUGGGAAGGCAACUUAGACCCAGGAAACCGCGACCCAGUUACGGAACAGUUCUGGAUACUCAUAGUGAAGAGGAAGAGGUCGCUCAGAACAAGACUCGAUCCAAGACUCGUAUUGAAGAUGAACCCGAAGAUGUGGUCAUGGGCUAUGAAAGUGGUGGUAGUGAUUUCGUACCAGACAGAGAUCAAUCGAAAACAAAGAAAAGCUUCAAAUCAGCUCCGGGUUCGAAAUCUCAAUCGGAAGAUGGCUCAGAUCGAGAAGAGGAAGAAGAGGAGGAUGAGGGAGAAGAAGACUUUGUUAAGAGGCCCCUUAAGUUAAAGGGGAAAGGAAGGGCAAAGGCAAAUACGAAGCCAACGAAAAAGAAAAGUCCUCAGGAAAGGAAGGUCAGGAUUGUUGCCCACGGAAACGCAAUGGAUCCUACAGCAAUCUCUCAGAACAGUGCUAAUUCUGGACCGAGUCAUCGACAAUCGGCAUCUACGACCACUGGAAUACGGCGUUACCAGAAAAUGUACUCCCUUCCCACUCCCAGUGUACACCAUCGGCACCGUCCAGUUCCUCUUUUUAACCUCCCAAAUUCGAAAGUAGACCGGUUGAUUUCGCCCCCGAAGCUAUUUGAACAGCCCAGAACGGAAGAGACUAAUGGAUUCACGUCCAAUCCGAAGAUUUGCGAUCGCGUUGGCAAGAGUUGGGGUUAUAACGUCGGUCCUGGUCCUCUCUGGGAGCUAGUCGAAGACCGAUCAUGGUUCAAAGAAGCCUGCAAGGAUGAGAGCGAGAACAAACGGACGAGACCGCUUGUUCAUGAGCAUAUUUCGGUGAAAGCGGGAUGGAGAAUUUUGAACCGCGAGCAAGCCUCGCCAUACCUCCCAGCGGAUACCACCACAAGUGAUGGUGGUCAGUUUAACCCCCCUCCGCCCGUGGUAUGUUCCUUUGGCCCAUUUGAUUCCCAGACCAAGAUAGAGGUUUUCAUGUUCGACGCGUUUCCUAUGGCUCGUUACAUACCUGAAUCAAAAGCCCACGUCUUCAACCCCGGUGCUCCUGCUUGGGGGUUAGAUUGGUGUCCAAUUCAUGAAGAUGACCGACGAGUUCGACCUACCCAGUACCUCGCAGUGGCUCCCUUUCCCUCCAGACAACAUUCACCCGAAAUAGGCAAGAAAUUGCAGGCGGGUAUUUCGAGCCCGGGCAGUGUACAGAUCUGGAGCCUUUCACCCACGAGGCAAAAAGAGGAACUUGCACCGAAGCAAAAGCGUAAGGUUAACAAAGGCAAGGGGAAGGCGAUGGACAAUGUCGAUGCAGAUGGUGAUCAAGUCAUGAACAAUACUUCGGAGGACGACGUGGACAUUGGGAAGAUGACUUGCGAAAUGAUUCUUUGUUUAGACUCCGGGCCUGUCCAUGCGCUGAAAUGGGUCCCGUUACCGACAAAUUCAAGCUUCGUCGAAAAGGGUCCCGACAGGCUCGGAAAACUGGGACUUUUGUCUGGGACCUUUGAAGACGGAUCGUUCGCGAUUCAUGUUGUUCCAGAUCCCGUAGACGUACGUCGAGAAGCAGGAAAAGCUCCCAGUGAUGAGCCCAUUUUUGUUCACCUCCCCGCUCCGAUUCUCAAGGUUGAACUUGAGGCUGAAACAUCGUGUUGGAGCUUUGACUGGGCAAAUAGCGAGGUUGUUGCAAUUGGUACAACCGGUGGUGUAAUAGCAGUUUAUGACUUCAGUUCAGCUCUCAAGGCGGUUGAAAAUCCAGAUACUCCGACGCUAACAUCAGCUUCCCACCCGCACGUUAUGCUACCGACACACUAUAUCACUGUACAUCAAUGUGCUAUCAGGGCCUUAGCAUGGUUACGGGCUCCUCCUCAGCGGUAUCAAGUUCAAGCAGCGAAUAAAAAGAGAGGCAAAACCCACGAGCUUCCUACCGAGGAAGACUGGGACAGUCCCACGGUAAUUGCGAGUGGUGGCUACGAUGGAAUGGAGUGCAUGACUGAUAUUAGGGAGGGAAGGGGUGUGGUAAUGAACCGGACGAGAGAUGUUAUCAACACAAUGACCUUUGCGCCGUACUCGGGUGGUCCCAUUACAAUUGACCAUGAGAAUAUCGUCAAAGUCUACUCAGCAUCGCCGAUGAUGCUCGGGAGAGGACAUCUUUUGAUGGAGCCGCAGGGGCCUGUUUGGAGCAUUGAUGCAUCGGACUACCAUCCACAGCUCGUUGUUGGCUCUGCUGAUGGCUCAUGCUCCACCACGAAUACGUUGAGGUCAACAAGAAGGGAUGGUCCUGUACCGUUUUUGAUACACAAGAUAUACCAUAUGGACUACAACAGAAACCUACAGGAGUUCCGGAUGCUGGAAAAGUUCUUAUCGCUCGAAACUCAAGAGAAACCUACAUCUAGCAUCCAGAAGGCACAAAGCAAGGCAAAGGCCAAGAAUAAACCUUUACAACCAGAUUGGAACACUGGUGCUUGGCCUCAAGAAGUAGGAGUCCAGGUCGCCACUUGGAAUUCGUCGAACGGUUUGUCAAAUGCCGGAUUACUGGCAUCUGCGACUGGGUCUGGAUUAUGUCGUGUGGACUACUUGUGGGGACGGUGGAUGAGAGAUAAGUGUCCUUACACUGAUAUUAGCAGCAUACGAAUGGAGGGAAUGGAAAUGGAAAGUAGUACUGAUAGCGAAAGUGCUUAG